AUGGCUAAUAUUUUCAAGCUUUUCUUCUUUCUUGUUCUCUUGACAUCUAGCAUGGAAUUCUUGGCUAAAGCACAAACCUUCAGCACAAACUCAAAUCUCUUGGCUCGAUUGAAGUUAGAUGAUGAAUCAUCAAGUUGCUGGGAUUCUUUAAUUCAACUUCAAGCAUGCAGUGGAGAGAUUAUUCUGUUUUUUCUUAAUGGUGAAACAUAUUUAGGCCACAGUUGUUGUGAAGCUAUUCGUAUCAUUACAAAGCAAUGUUGGCCUUCCAUGAUUGAUACGUUAGGUUUUACUACGGAGGAAGCCGACAUACUUGAAGGGUAUUGUGAUAGAGCAGAUGGUUUACCACCACCGCCAACCUUGUGGCUCAGUAAGGCUAUUGCUAGAAAAGCUAUAGUUCCUUGA
This is a messenger RNA of Hevea brasiliensis (rubber tree), 402 nucleotides long. RefSeq names its product egg cell-secreted protein 1.1-like. The record is from RefSeq and is a predicted model, not a curated record. The transcript has a single exon. Bases 1 to 402 code for a protein of 133 amino acids. Gene Ontology annotation, biological process: double fertilization forming a zygote and endosperm. NCBI's taxonomy places the organism in Eukaryota, Viridiplantae, Streptophyta, Magnoliopsida, Malpighiales, Euphorbiaceae.